AUGUGGGAACUGCCCACCAGAUGUACCGAAUGGCCCAUAGCCUUGGAGGCUGAGGUGGCCCUGACACUGAAGAUCCUGGGGACUGUGGCUAACUCAUCCCUGGACCACAUCCUGGACCAGCCCCUUCACACGCUGCACCACAUCCACUCCAAGCUCCAGGCCUGUGUCCAGGCUCAGCCCACAGCAGGCUCCAAGCUCCAGGGCUGCUUCCAGCACUGGCUUCACUGGUUCCAGGAGGCCCUGAAGAAGGAGUCUCAAGACAGCCUCAAGGAGGCCUCUGUCACAUUCAACCUCUUCCAUCUCCCCACUUUGGACCUGAAUUGUGUUGCCAGAGGAGACCUGUGCAACUGA
Hippopotamus amphibius kiboko is the source of this 351-nucleotide messenger RNA. Its product is annotated as interferon lambda-3-like. Gene Ontology annotation, molecular function: cytokine activity. The coding region runs from base 1 to 351 and encodes 116 amino acids. Gene Ontology annotation, biological process: innate immune response; positive regulation of immune response; cell surface receptor signaling pathway via JAK-STAT. The record is from RefSeq and is a predicted model, not a curated record. Lineage: Eukaryota; Metazoa; Chordata; Mammalia; Artiodactyla; Hippopotamidae. The transcript is spliced from 4 exons.